Messenger RNA from Episyrphus balteatus (marmalade hoverfly), 1473 nucleotides. RefSeq names its product protein big brother (gene Bgb). The transcript is spliced from 3 exons. The record is from RefSeq and is a predicted model, not a curated record. Gene Ontology annotation, biological process: regulation of transcription by RNA polymerase II. Gene Ontology annotation, molecular function: transcription coactivator activity; sequence-specific DNA binding. Lineage: Eukaryota; Metazoa; Arthropoda; Insecta; Diptera; Syrphidae. The coding region runs from base 568 to 1215 and encodes 215 amino acids. Gene Ontology annotation, cellular component: nucleus; core-binding factor complex.
UUGAAACCGGAUUUCAAUAAAUCAUCAAAGUAAAUAAGGGAAUUCCCGUACUUUUACCAUACCAAAGAUAUCCUCACAUUCCCUUUUUUUCAAUUACUAUUCCCUAUCCUUGCUUCAAUCCCCUUUUAUCCAGAAUCUAUACUGAAAAACCCUGGCUCUAAAGUAUAUAACCAAAGCAUCACAAACAAAGGACUACAGAAAAUGGAUGAAUAACGAAAGCAAGAAUAGCUCUAAGUUGAACAGUGAGCACAGUUAUUAAUCGACCGUCGUCACAGUCGGGUGUGCGUCAAACUUAUCACAAGAAUUGUAUGAUUCUCCGUCGCCUAAGAAAAUAGUGUGUGAAAAUUUUUUUGUGACUUUUGAUAACAGGACAUUUGAGAGAGAGAAGAAAAAAAAGUCAGUGAUAAGAUAACACAAAACAAAGUAAAACUAAUUACAUAAUCGAUUGAAGAUUAGAAGAAAAAAAAAUAAACAUUUACCACUAAACAAACCCCGUGGUUUUGUGAUAAAAAAUAUUUUUGUUGUUUUAAGUGAUAAAAAAAAAUUUCAAAAAUUUCCUACUUAAACAUGAAUGACGCAGCAGCUUUGGCUGGUAUGAUACCAUACGAUACAAUCGGGCUCUAUGAGCAGCCAAAGCCACGUUUCAUAUUCAAAAUGCCUCGUGUUGUGCCCGAUCAAAAGGCCAAAUUCGAAAGUGAUGAACUUUUUCGAAGAUUAAGUCGAGAAAGUGAGGUUCGAUACACAGGCUAUAGAGAAAGAGCAUUAGAAGAACGUCAAAUACGCUUUCAAAAUGGUUGCCGCGAAGGGCAUACGGAAAUUUCUUUUGUCGCAUCCGGAACGAAUUUGCAAUUAGUUUUCAAUGCCAAUCAGAAUCCUUAUAUUCAGGACAAAGAAUGUGAUUUCGACAAAGAGCAUGGAAAGGUCCACAUUAAAUCUCACUUUAUAAUGAAUGGCGUUUGUGUACGUUUUAGAGGCUGGUUAGAUUUGGAGAGACUUGAUGGAGUUGGAUGUUUAGAAUAUGAUGAACGUCGAGCCAUCCACGAAGAUGCAAUUCUACGUGAACAAAUCGAUAGAUAUAACCAAAGACUUCGUGAAUUUGAAGAUACAAAGCGUGCAUACCGAGAUAGUCGCCAAGAUGAGAUGGAAGCUGUACGUCGCGGUGUAGCUUCUGGUGGUAUUGGAGUUGGUGUUGGAGCAGGAAUGUGGAGGCGAUAGUUUGACUGAUUAAAAUAAUACUAAUUAAAUAAGAAAACAAAAAAUAGGAAUAGUUAAUCGACAAAAAACAACAGAAAAAUUGAUAAAAACUAUGCCUCAAAAUCUUGCCAUUUAAUGGCACUUGGACUUCAUGUGAUUUUUUUUUUUUAUGUUCGAUUCAAUAACAGAUAAAAAUAAUACCAUAAUGUUUGUUUUGACAAAAAAAGUUACGUUUAUAUUAAAUGAACUUUCAAUGAGAUUUUAUUACUUAUCAUUUAU